Messenger RNA from Podospora pseudopauciseta, 385 nucleotides. RefSeq names its product nedd8-conjugating enzyme UBE2F (gene NEDD8). Gene Ontology annotation, biological process: regulation of proteolysis; protein neddylation; modification-dependent protein catabolic process. The record is from RefSeq and is a predicted model, not a curated record. Gene Ontology annotation, cellular component: cytoplasm; nucleus. Gene Ontology annotation, molecular function: protein tag activity; ubiquitin protein ligase binding. NCBI's taxonomy places the organism in Eukaryota, Fungi, Ascomycota, Sordariomycetes, Sordariales, Podosporaceae. The coding region runs from base 1 to 234 and encodes 77 amino acids. The transcript is spliced from 3 exons.
AUGCUCGUAAAAGUACGCACCCUCACCGGAAAGGAAAUCGAGCUCAACGUCGAGGGCUCCGACAAGGUCUCCAAGAUCAAGGAGCUGGUGGAGGAGAAGGAGGGGAUCCCGCCCGUGCAGCAGAGGUUGAUCUUCGGUGGGAAACAAAUGGUCGACGACAAAACCGCUGAUGACUAUGGGCUUGAGGGUGGCGCGACAUUACAUUUGGUUUUGGCGUUGAGGGGUGGGCUUUAAAAAAGAAAGAAAAAAAAUGAUAGGGAGGGAAAGGGGAUAAUGGGGGUGGUAGCUGUAAAGGGCUAUGAAUAUAGGCAAUACGGCAGAGUGGGAAAGUUUGGCUGUUGUUAGGUACAGCAAGAUGAGGCAAACAAGGUGAUGAUGAUGGUGG